This is a messenger RNA of Kwoniella mangroviensis CBS 8507, 312 nucleotides long. RefSeq lists its product as uncharacterized. The transcript has a single exon. Lineage: Eukaryota; Fungi; Basidiomycota; Tremellomycetes; Tremellales; Cryptococcaceae. Bases 1 to 312 code for a protein of 103 amino acids. The record is from RefSeq and is a predicted model, not a curated record.
AUGUCACAUCCUGAAAACCAUCAAGUCCAUACGGGACAUACGCAAACACAUCUACUUCGUCAUCCAUAUUCUAACAAAGUUUUCGAACGAUCGGUUUUAUUACUCGAGAAGGAGAUACCUUAUGAUGCGCCGCCAGGUGAAGAUGGAUACGAUGAUGGAAGUAAUGAUAUUCAUCGUAAACGAUGGAAUAGCGCUUUACAGAUAUGGCGGAGAAAUGAUGAGGAAAAAUCAGGUGGAGGAUAUGAGGUGGACGAGGUGGAAAGGGAGUUGUUGAGUGAGUUGGAUAAUGAUUAUCAUACGAGGGGGUGGUAG